Molecule: messenger RNA, 381 nt
Organism: Aureobasidium vineae
Lineage: Eukaryota; Fungi; Ascomycota; Dothideomycetes; Dothideales; Saccotheciaceae
Source: the annotation of a GenBank genome assembly
AAUGUAGGAGGCUUCUUCCUGAUUGGAGGUGUAAUCAUGUUCUUUGAUCGCUCAAUGUUGGCCAUGGGAAACAUCCUGUUCCUAGCCGGUAUUACCCUACUCCUCGGAGUCCAACGAACAUUCCUCUUCUUCGCGCGUCGCCAGAAGAUCAAGGGCACGGCAGCCUUUGUCGCCGGCAUCAUUCUCAUCCUCCUCCGCUGGCCAUUGAUCGGGUUUCUCGUCGAGAUAUACGGCAUCUUUAUACUGUUCGGCGAGUUUUUCAAGACGAUAGCUGGUUUUGCGUACAACAUUCCUGUCGUGGGACCAUACCUUGCCAGGGGUCUUCAGAAGGCAGGAGAGAAGGCCGGAGAGGGAAACAAGAACAAAGAUCUGCCCGUCUAG